This is a messenger RNA of Anguilla anguilla (European eel), 3410 nucleotides long. RefSeq names its product delta(4)-desaturase, sphingolipid 1 (gene degs1). Bases 243 to 1214 code for a protein of 323 amino acids. Gene Ontology annotation, molecular function: sphingolipid delta-4 desaturase activity. Gene Ontology annotation, biological process: ceramide biosynthetic process. The record is from RefSeq and is a predicted model, not a curated record. NCBI's taxonomy places the organism in Eukaryota, Metazoa, Chordata, Actinopteri, Anguilliformes, Anguillidae. The transcript is spliced from 3 exons. Gene Ontology annotation, cellular component: membrane.
CUUGCCAGCCUGCGUCGCCUCUGGGUUGAAAUAAUUCGGUCUGAUAGCGUAGUCGGGCUAAAUGCCGGGUUGCUUCGCUUGCUGGUAGUUUAGGAGCUUGAACUGAACUGACUAUUCUGAAGCCAGUUGAGCUGGGUGGGGUUUUCUACAGAUAAACGCAGACGGGAAGAAUAAAGUUGCGAGACUGGAUAUUAUUCCUAUUUUGCUAGCUAACGUAACUGUUCUCUGGACAAAAGGCAGAUAUGGGGAACAGAGUUGCUCGCGACGAUUACGAAUGGGUUUACACGGACCAGCCACAUGCUGACAGGAGAAAAGAAAUUUUGGCGAAAUACCCAGAGAUCAAAUCCCUGAUGGGCCCGGACCCCAGGCUGAAGUGGAUCGUCUGCAUGAUGGUGGCUGUCCAGUUCCUGGCGUUCUACCUGGUGAAAGACUUGGACUGGAAGUGGGUCCUGUUCUGGACGUACACCUUUGGCAGUUGCGUCAACCACUCCAUGACCCUGGCCAUCCACGAGAUAUCCCACAACGCGGCCUUCGGCAACCACAAGGCCAUGCGGAACCGCUGGUUCGCCAUCUUCGCCAACCUGCCCAUCGGCCUGCCAUACUCGGCCUCCUUCAAGCGCUACCACCUGGACCACCACCGCUACCUGGGCGGCGACGGGGUGGACGUGGACAUCCCCACCGAGUUCGAGGGCUGGUUCUUCUGCACGCGCGUCCGCAAGUUCGUCUGGAUCGUGCUGCAGCCCCUCUUCUACGCCAUCCGGCCCCUGUGCAUCAACCCCAAGCCCAUCAGCCAGCUGGAGCUCAUCAACGUGGCCGUGCAGCUGUCCUUCAACGUCGCCCUCUACUGGCUGUGUGGCGCCAAGCCCGUGGUCUACAUGCUGGCGGGCUCCUUGCUGGGCAUGGGCCUGCACCCGAUCUCCGGCCACUUCAUCGCCGAGCACUACAUGUUCCUGAAGGGCCACGAGACCUACUCCUACUACGGCUCCCUCAACCUGCUCACCUUCAACGUGGGCUACCACAACGAGCACCAUGACUUCCCCAGCAUCCCGGGGAGACGGCUUCCUCAGGUGAAGAAAAUUGCAGCGGAGUACUACGAUGACCUGCCCCAGUACACGUCCUGGGUCAAGGUCCUAUAUGACUUUAUCAUGGACGACCAGCUGAGCCCCUACUCUCGCAUUAAAAGGAAGCUGAAGGGGGAGGUCAAACAAGAGUGAGCACUUCCUGUUGUGAGUUCUCUCAUUUCCUACAGCAUCACACUGGUCUGCCUGAAACCACCAUGGACUCUACUGCUUUUGCGUAUUAAUAUACUGUAAACAUGUACAAAAACAAAUGUACAAAGUGUGUAUGUGAAGUGCGCGUGCUUUUUUUUUUUCUUUCUUUCUCUCUCGCUCCCUUUUCUUCAAAGAACAAUUUUCAGUGUGUUCAACAGUUCCUGAAAAUAUGCCAGCAUUCCUGGUCAUCAACAGUGCAAAUGCAGGCCAGUGGUUUGUACGCGGGGGGGAAAAGAAUCAUACUUCACUCGCCAGCCUUGAUAUAAUUACAGACUGAACUGGAACGCUGCUGAAUUCUGAGGUAUUAGUUUUUACUUAAAGUGGCCUUGACCUUGUUUGUGAUGGCCGCUUUGUCUUCAACAAGUAACAUGGCCGACCUAGCAUGAGGCAGUUUUAAUAACAGCAUAUUUUAAAUGUUUUAUUCCAUUGGGAAUAUUAGGAAGGACACCAGAUUUAUUGCAUGAAGCCACUUUUUCCAGAGAGUAGCUUAUCUGAUGCUGAAUUUACUUAAACAUAAUACCUGCUUCAUGGUGAUUAAUAUUUAUUGUCAGUAAUAAGUAAUAAGUCCUCAUUAGUUCACCAGAUAAUGGGGCGGCCUGCAGUUAAGAUUGUAAACUGCCAUAUUAAAUGCUACUGAAAUCUUAAUUUUUUAGGUGAACCCUUCAUCCGCUGUCUUUUAUUAUUGGCAGAGGAAGCGGUUUUGUAGUGGAGAGUUAGGUGGUUUAAAACAUUACUCAAUAUAUCAUCACUUGUUCUUCAGUUACUGGUUUAUCAGUUUUUGUGUAUUUGAGACAUAUAUCCUAGUUUCCUGGGUAUAUAUAUUUUUCCUGGAUCUCAGAUGUUGAAACUGAGAUUAUACAAACAUUUCAGAAAAAAGAAUAGUUUGAUACGUUUCCUUGAAUGUAACGUAAGAAUGCUUUGUUGCCCAGCACCCCCAAAUCAAGGUUGACCAAAUGGGUGCAACCAGGAGCCGGAGACUCAGCUCUUCCUCAUAACAAUGGGAUGAGGAAUUUUUUUUACUAACGUGCGAAUACAGGGUGGCCCUGUUGCUUUAACAGUGGAUUUUUGGAGUUUCCUGUGGUAAAUAUGUUUUAAAAUAGAUGUUCUCAUUUGUCCACCUCCUUAAAAAGCGUUGAAAUUGAUGGUCUCUGCUGGGUAGGUCAAAGCUUCCAGUGUAGGUUUGCCUAUUUUUUUUUUAAAAAAGGCAAAGCCCAACAUCUGACAAGUCAGCAUGGUGAUGUGUUUCAGUUUUCUGAGUAACUUGAAAGAAAGAAAUGACCUUUCAACGAAAUAAACUUGUGCUUUUUACUCAUGUACGUGUGGAGCUUCCAAAGUCCUGUCAGGUUGCGCGAGUGUGCACUGCUAGAUGGAGCUUUCUGCGCAGUGUACCCAUGCGUUAGCAUUCCUGGCACGUCGUACACAUUCCUGUGAGUCACGUUGUCCGGUUUUGCUUCACCACCAUAAUGCCCACAGUGUGAAAUGAAUGUUUUAAUUUAUUUCAAUUCAUUUCUUCAUUUGGUGAUUCAGCGCAACACUGAACCUGACACCAAUCGCAGGUGACGAAGUCAUACAGGAAACUGCAGUUAGUUGGAAAAAAAGGGAGUGAACUGUUCCUACAUAUGACAUCACUUGUAAUACCUAUGCUGUAAUGGUCUCGUUAGAUAAACGGACUGGUGUCCAGGUUGACUGUACAAUCCUGUGCAACCCCAAAAGACCAAAAAAGUUACACUGGCAGAAAUGAGUCCUUUUUUUUUUGCCGCCAUGUUGUAAGCACAUGCACUUAUGCUGUAGACCGAUCAAUAAUCUGUGUCCUUAACAUUAGCAAGUCAACAAAAAAAAAACUACAACUUAUUUGCGCUCUCGUUCUGAAUCGGCCUGUGCUUUUACGGAGCUCACUCUCCUGGGGCUGAGUCGCACAUUUAUCAGUAUUAGUGGAGCUUGAGGAAGCCCUUCAGUUCAGUGAGGACACUGUCUGCUUCAGAGGCUUUUUUCUCAGAAGCCUCGCAUGUUGGGCUCGUGGAUUCCAUGCCAACGGCCAGUCGAUGCACACCGAGGUCCUCUCGUCCAAUCAGAUCAGUUCCACCCUCACUGUUUCGCUUUGCUGUAUUAAUUUGAUUUCAAUAAACUGUGCAAUUGACA